UUACUCUGCGGGGACUGGAGCUGGAAGGAGACACACUAGGGUCUAUCUGCAGGAGAGACACGCUAUUGGCCGCGGAGGGCCCCAUAAGGGAGGAGCGAGCGGGAUUCAGACACGAAUGUUUGGUUUCCAGCUGUCAGUCAUAUAACUUACAGUAGGCUAUAUUCCCGUGGAUCACCUGUGCAAGGCCGAAAUGGACGACCAAGGGUGUCCGAGAUGCAAAACAACCAAAUACAGAAAUCCGUCGCUGAAGUUGAUGGUGAACGUCUGCGGUCACACGCUAUGUGAGAACUGUGUGGAGAUGCUGUUUGUGCGUGGUUCGGGUAACUGUGUGCAGUGCGACACGCCCCUGAGGAAGAGCAACUUCCGCGUGCAGCUCUUCGAAGACCCGACUGUUGAUAAGGAGGUGGAGAUUCGUAAGAAGGUGCUGAAGAUAUACAACAAGAGAGAUUUUGACUUCCCCAGCCUGAGAGAAUAUAACGACUACCUUGAGCAAUUGGAGGACAUAGUGUAUAACCUGACAAACAACAUUGAGGUCGAGAACACCAAGCUGCGGAUGGAGCAGUACCAGAGGGAGAACCGAGAUCUCAUCCAGAGGAAUAAGGUUAAACUUACACGAGAGCAGGAGGAGCUGGAGGAGCUGUUGUUGCUGGAGCAGCAGGGCAAUGAGCAGCGGAGACUGGACUUGCUGCAGGAGGAGCAGAGGCAGCUACAGGCCAAGAGGAAGAACAAGCAGGCUCUGCUGGAUGAGCUGGAGCAGUCUCAACUUCCUGCCACCAUCUUGCUUGCCCAGCACAAGGUCCGCGCUGCCAAGCUGGAGACUCAGAUAGAGCAACAGAAGCAGGCGGUCAAACCUACCAGUUUAUUUUCAACUGGAAUCCAUAUGCGCCAGACGGUGUCUCUUCAGCCUGCUCCUAAGAUAGAGGAAGUUCUGUACCACUACAACCCCCUUCAAGUUGAAACCUACGGCCCCUUAGUGCCUGAACUGGAACAGCUGGGCAGACUCGGGUAUCUAAACCACGUGCGGGCUGCCAUGCCUCAGGACACAGCUGGAGGAUACACCUCAGCUUUGGCAUGUCAUCGAGCGCUUCAGGAUGCUUUCAGUGGGCUGUUCCUUCUGAAACGCUGAGCACAUCCAGAGCUAAAACAGCCACUGGUUAGAAAUGUGACUAAAACGACAAUAAAAGCCACACUGCACAGAGA
This is a messenger RNA of Perca fluviatilis (European perch), 1200 nucleotides long. RefSeq names its product MNAT1 component of CDK activating kinase (gene mnat1). The record is from RefSeq and is a predicted model, not a curated record. Gene Ontology annotation, biological process: nucleotide-excision repair; positive regulation of cyclin-dependent protein serine/threonine kinase activity; regulation of transcription by RNA polymerase II. Gene Ontology annotation, molecular function: cyclin-dependent protein serine/threonine kinase activator activity. Lineage: Eukaryota; Metazoa; Chordata; Actinopteri; Perciformes; Percidae. The transcript has 9 exons. Gene Ontology annotation, cellular component: transcription factor TFIIH holo complex. The coding region runs from base 191 to 1126 and encodes 311 amino acids.